Molecule: messenger RNA, 1745 nt
Organism: Thrips palmi
Lineage: Eukaryota; Metazoa; Arthropoda; Insecta; Thysanoptera; Thripidae
Gene: snRNP-U1-70K
Product: U1 small nuclear ribonucleoprotein 70 kDa
Exons: 10
Coding region: 179-1498 (439 amino acids)
Biological process (GO): mRNA splicing, via spliceosome
Cellular component (GO): U2-type prespliceosome; U1 snRNP; precatalytic spliceosome
Molecular function (GO): U1 snRNA binding; mRNA binding
Source: RefSeq, a predicted model, not a curated record
AAAGAAGAAUGAUGUCAGCUUCUUCCUGCCUUAAAAUGGCGUCAUCAGACUAGUAAACAGUUGAUUGAUCGCCUUGAGGACGAUGUUUUCCGUUUCUCUUUGACGUUUUCUUCUCAUUGAAGUGAUUUCAGUUUUGAUAUUAAUAUAUCUAACUUGGCAGCCAAGUUACUUCUUGAAAAUGACGCAGUUUUUGCCUCAAAACUUGCUAGCUUUGUUCGCUCCGCGUGACCCUGUCCCUUUCCUUCCUCCGCCGGACAAACUUCCUCACGAAAAGAAAAACCGAGGAUAUCAGGGUGUUGGAGGGUUCCUAGACAAUUUUGAGGAUCCAGCUGAUACUCCACCCCCAACCAGGGUUGAGACUCGAGAUGAGCGUCAUGAAAGGAGAAGGAGAGAAAGAGCUGAGCAAGUUGCGUACAAACUUGAACAAGAGAUAGCUGUUUGGGAUCCUCAUAACAUAUCCACUGCUACGACUGAUCCUUUCAGGACUUUAUUUGUGGCACGAAUUAACUAUGAUACAUCAGAGUCUAAGCUUCGCAGAGAGUUUGAAAUGUAUGGUCCUAUUAAAAAGAUUGUUUUGUGUCAUAACACUCAAAAUGGCAAACCAAGAGGAUAUGCCUUUAUUGAAUAUGAACAUGAACGGGACAUGCACUCUGCCUACAAGCACGCUGAUGGCAAGAAAAUCGAUGGCCGGCGUGUGUUGGUGGAUGUAGAACGUGCCCGCACCGUGAAGGGGUGGCUGCCAAGACGGUUAGGCGGUGGACUCGGUGGAACUCGACGUGGCGGUCCCGAUGUGAACCUGAAGCAUUCGGGACGAGAGGACAAUGAGCGAGAGCGCGAGCGCUACCGCCUGGAGAGGGAGCGAGAGAUGGCUGGCGGCCGCGGAGGCGACAGGGGCGGCGACAGGGGCGGCGACAGGGACCGAGGAGUGGACAGGGGCAUCGGCGACAGGGACCGCGGGAUGGACAGGGACCGGGACCGAGGCGCGGACAGGGACAGGGAGCGUAGGCGGUCUAGAAGUAGAGACAGGGAAAAGAGGCGUCGCUCUCGCAGUCGCUCGAGGGAUCGUAAAAGGAGAAGGAGCAGGGACCGUCUCCGAGACCCCGAUAUUGAAGAAAUUGAAGACAGGCCACCGCGUGAGAGGGAACGUGAACGGGAUCGGGACAAGGAAAGGGACCGUGAACGCAAGAGGAAACGCAGCAGGUCGAGGGACAAGGACAAGGAGGAGAAGAAGGAUAAGGACAAGGAUAAAGACAGAGACAGGGAACGCCGCCGAGAGAAACGGGACAGAGAACGAGAGAGGGAUAAGGAAAGGCGAGGCAGAGAUUUUGAUGAGACUGAUGUACGCAUCAAAGAAGAACCAGCUGAUGACUACCCCGACUACUCUGCAGGAUACAACUAUGAUGGCACUGCCAUUAAAGAGGAAGAUGAAGAAAAAUACAGACCUGAAAAGGAUGGCACAAAUGGGUCAUAUGAAGGAAAUUACUCUGAGAAUUACUGACAUUUGUUUUUCCUACCUUAAUAGUUUUGUCCUUUUAAAAAAUGUACAAAUAUUCACUGUUCUGCUUUUGUAAGUCAACAAUCAUGUAUGAUAUGAAGUCUAUUAUAAUUUUAUGUGAUUAAUAACCUUUUAUAUCCCACUUUCUUCUUCAUCAUGAUUACUGCCUGCAUCCACAUGCACAGAUGCAUUGUUUCCUAGAUGCUGCCUCUAGUCGCAGGCUCAUAAAUUAAAUCAAAAAUGUAUUUUA